Fonsecaea erecta is the source of this 981-nucleotide messenger RNA. RefSeq lists its product as hypothetical. Gene Ontology annotation, molecular function: oxidoreductase activity. The record is from RefSeq and is a predicted model, not a curated record. The transcript has 2 exons. Bases 1 to 981 code for a protein of 326 amino acids. Lineage: Eukaryota; Fungi; Ascomycota; Eurotiomycetes; Chaetothyriales; Herpotrichiellaceae.
AUGGCGACGACCAUGAAGGCCGUGGUGAUCCACCAGGCCGGCGGGCCCGAAGUUCUUAAGAUCGAACGGCUUCCAAUUCCCACGCCCAAGGAGGACGAGGUCCUCAUCCACAUCAAGGCCUUUGGCCUCAAUCGCUCCGAGCUCUUUACUCGUCAGGGCCACAGUCCCGGUGUCAAGUUCCCCCGUGUGUUGGGCAUUGAGGCCGCCGGUCUCGUCGAAAAGUGUCCCAGCGGCAAGUUCAAGGUCGGGCAAAAGGUGGCCACUGCCAUGGGAGGCAUGGGUCGCGACUUCGACGGCGGCUAUGCCGAGUAUACCUGCGUCAAGGUGGACAACACACAGGCGCUGGAGACGGACCUGGAUUGGACCAUCGUGGGUAGUGUGCCAGAGAUGUUGCAGACGAGCUAUGGCUGUCUAUUCAAAUCGCUCAAACUGAAGCGCGAGGAUCGUCUGCUCAUCCGUGGUGGCACCACCUCUGUUGGGUUGGCGGCGGCGGCCAUUGCGAAGAACCUUGGUUGCUUUGUUGCGGGCACAACCAGGAGUGAUGGAAAGGCGACGGCGGAAUUGAUGCACAAGAAUGGGAUUGAUCAGAUCAUUAUAGACGAUGGUCACGUUGCCGAUCAGGUCAAAGACAAUAAAUUCGAUAAAGUCUUAGAGUUGGUAGGAACGACCACUCUGAGAGAUUCCUUGCGGUGCGCUGUCCCAGGUGGGAUUGUAUGCAUGGCGGGCAUUGUUGGCAACAGUUGGACUAUGGAAAACUUCUACCCAAUGGAGCUCAUCCCCCAUACUGUCUGUUUGACGGUGUACUCGGGCGGUCCAAACGAAUUCAGAGAGACUCCCCUGAACGACCUGCUCAAGCAGAUCGAGGCAGGCACCUUGGCUGUUCAGAUUGGGAGAGUGUUCAAAUUGGACCAGAUUGUCGAGGCCCACGAUACCAUGGAGAAGAACCUUGCGCGUGGCAAGAUUGUCGUCUUGACAGACUGA